AUGGCCCUCUCUCCCUUAAAAUUACCUAAGUUAUGUGGUUCUCGUGCAUAUAUUCUUCCCAAAGCUCGCCAAGUUUCAAAGUGGAUUCCUAGCUCGAUCAGAACACUCCUAAAUAUUGACAGCCUGCAAGCGCGACAAAUAGGCGAUCCAAUAUUACGCGAGGAAGCAGAGACAGUGGACAUCACAACUAUACAUUCUCCCGAAUUCAAACAAAUGAUUGAGCGAAUGUUCAGGGUCAUGAGAAAGGCAGAAGGUUUUGGCAUCGCUGCGCCACAGAUUGGAGUUGGACUUCGCGUAAUCGUGGUCGAGUUUACUGGAAAACACAUCAAAAUGUUAAAAGACAAAGGAGCAACGGACAAAGAACUAAAACGUCUUGGGAUUGCUUUGGUCCCACCGAAAGUUUUUAUCAAUCCUGAGUACAAAACAAUCGACCAAACUCUGCUUGCGUUCCGUGAGGGGUGUUUAAGUGUUGAAGGUUAUUCAGCGGUUGUUCCUCGGGCCAAAGAGAUCGAAGUUUCUGCGCUUGAUACAGAAGCUCGACCAGUCACGUGGAGAACUAUGGGAUGGCCAGCGAGAAUCAUACAGCACGAGGUUGAUCACUUAAAUGGAAAUCUCUUUAUUGACUCCAUGCUUUAUAAAUCGUUUCAAAAGAACGAUUGGAGAAAUUACACCAAGAAAUAAUACAGAUAUCAGGACAUAAGUAUGUAAAAGUAUGUAAAGAGCAAUGUGAGUAUGCCCUCCCCCCCCUUACUAGACCAGGGUUCAGCAGAAUAUCACCUGAUGGAGUUGUGCUUAUACACAACAUAGUAGAUUCAAUCCCCUUCUGAUUUGUUUUCCUCUGACAUUGUGUCACACAGACUAUGAAUUAAAGGAAGCAUGUUCAUGUGUUGCUGUUGAGUGGUUAUGUGCUGUAGUCUUCUCUCGUCAGCAGGGAGCUAUUCCAUGUGAUUCUCUCUGUGCUCAGUUUCCAAUGACAAGCAAAAAAAUAUCACAGUUGCAGUUAGCAUGCCCUCAUGGGCACUGCAGUACUAGGGGCAAAAUCAUUAGAAACAGGGAGGGAUAUGUGUGUUAGGGCUCUUGCUGGUUUUGCAGUUCAUACCAGAGCAUAUUUUAGAGCUCAUUUACAGCUGUUUGAUUUAUGGCUGUGGGUUGUGUAAGACCCAUGGGAGUAGGAACCUGCACCUGUGAAGGGUAGAGUUUUCAUCUUUAUGCAGAACUCAAUGGUAACUCAUAGGUUUAUACAGAACAACUUGGCAAAACUUCUGAGAACUUAAACAUCAAUUAUGCUUCAGCACAUCCAUCAACAGCUGUAAAUUAUGAAACUGUACUUUCUCUUGUAUUCCUGUUUGUGAAGGCAGUAGUUUACAUGGUACAAAAGGUGCCUGCAAUCAACACCCAGAUGUAUCAUGGGUGUAACAACAAAACCAUCCAAGAUGCAUUACCCAUAUGUGCAACAUGGAAGACUGUCCCCAUUUGAGCAUAUUUUUCAGUUCUUCCCCAACCCUUUUUUAAAAGUUUUAGGAGAUAUCCAACUAAAUACAUUUUAAAAACAAAUUAGGGUUUUCACUGUCAUGUAGCCAUUUCUUAACACAGUUUUUGUUUUCUGUCAUUCAUUGUCCAUGAUUUAUCAUUCAAGUAUCUGUUUUCCAGCUUUUCUUUCUCCCAUGUUUUGAAGCCCCUCUGCUUAGGAGAAGGAGCAACCUGGUGGAUUUUAUCGCUUCAGUACUAGUUAACUGGAGGUGGUCUCCUGAGGGAGAAGACCUCGUUGAAUUAUUGUUAUGCAAUUGUUCAGUGCUUUUGCAACAAAUGAAAAAUCCCCCUCCUUUUUGCAAAGAAUUAUUGUUCACUUCACUGGAGAGAAACUGGUGUCCUUCACACCAAACUAAAAUGUGUCAUUGAUCACACCCUCCUCUGCAAAUGGGUGGAAAAAAGAUGUUUUGGUGGUUCUGUCAAUCAAAAGGUUGUCCACCCCCCAAAUGGCUUCCAUGGAAUUUCCAAGAUAGGUAGCAACUCUCAAGUUCAAAGUAACUUCAUUUAAUUUGCUCAUAUUUUUCAUUCAUAACAGUUGAAGUGUAAGGCUGUUUAUCUCUUACUCAUAAAAGGUGUUGGAAUCACUCAAUUAUGAUUGCUCGCCUUGAUAUGUACUGUUCCCCGGUCCCUUAAAAUAGUUAUUCCCAAAUCACACUCCAACCAGGCCACCCAGACCCUAGUUCCAUUUUGAAAACAAUUGAGGAGAAAAAAAGAGAGUUAUAGGCCCACUUAGAUCAUAGGAGUACAUUGUAUAUACCCAUACAUAACAUACAUUACGAAGACAAAGUAAAACCGCUGACUUAAAGAAAGCCCUUGCAACUUUCAUCGAUGCAUUUAUCACGAAGUUAUGGUUCUUUCUCCCACAAAACUUUCUCUGGUAGGAUCUUUUUACGUUCAACAUCUCAUCAAAGCUCGACAAGUUUCAAAAUGGGUUCCUAACUCAAUCAGAAAAUUCCUCACACUAGACAGCCUACAAGCUCGACAAAUCGGCGAUCCUACCCUUCGACAACAAGCAGAGAAUGUGGACAUCACAACUAUUCGUUCUCCCGAGUUCAAGCAGAUGAUAGAGCGAAUGUUCAAAGUUAUGAGAAAAGCUAACGUUUCUUCUAUCUCUGCACCACAGAUUGGAGUAAGACUUCGAGUGAUUGCUCUUGAGAAAACCGCUAAGCAAAUCAAAGAGUUAAAGGAAGCAGAAGUAACCGAUCGAGACAUCAAAACUUUUGGAAGAUUCCUCCUACAGUUCUAA
Pocillopora meandrina is the source of this 2776-nucleotide messenger RNA. NCBI's taxonomy places the organism in Eukaryota, Metazoa, Cnidaria, Anthozoa, Scleractinia, Pocilloporidae. The record is from the annotation of a GenBank genome assembly.